AUGAUAGUAAACAUCAACAACACUGUUCCCAUAUCCAUGUCAGGGAGCGCAACUCUGGCAGAAAAGAACGAAACGCCGUUCGAGUCAGACGAUCCGCGAACUGGUCCCAUACGGCGCCUUUGGACAUAUCUAUCCAAUCAAGAUCAUCUUCAAAGCAUUUUUAUUCAGCAUGUGUUUCCAACGGACGUGCAGCAAGAACUACCGGAAAGUGACACAUCAGCAGCUGCGGGAAGUUUCCCGCUCCCCGAUGCGUACAAGAUUGUCCAGAAAGACCACGAGCCGAUCAUUGCCUUUGCAUGCAGUCAGGUAAAUACAAAGUGA
Molecule: messenger RNA, 321 nt
Organism: Cooperia oncophora
Lineage: Eukaryota; Metazoa; Nematoda; Chromadorea; Rhabditida; Trichostrongylidae
Source: the annotation of a GenBank genome assembly